Molecule: messenger RNA, 871 nt
Organism: Paramecium sonneborni
Lineage: Eukaryota; Ciliophora; Oligohymenophorea; Peniculida; Parameciidae
Source: the annotation of a GenBank genome assembly
AUGAUUUCAGAAAUUAUAGUCGAUGGAAUAGUCAAAUAAAUAAUACAUCAAGCUAGAAAAUUGAUACGUGAACAUUAAAUUGAUGCAAAGAUCCCUUCUUUUUUGAAGUUUGAAUCUAUGCAAUAGAUCAAGUAAUAGUGAAAUAAAUGACAAGAUCAGCUAUAAAUCUAUACUAGAUUGAUUGUUAGAAUACCUAAAUCUUAGUGGAUGAUUAGGAAUAUAAUAUCAGACCUACCAUUGAUUCAUUUUAGGCCUUGACAUUAAAAUUAAUAGAUAAACCCUAUAUAGAUUUAGGAGAGCUAAAUUAAAAUAAUACUUUGUCUGAUCUUACAACAACUAAUAAAUCUAUUAUUAGAAGACAUUCACAUAAAAAAAAAAUUGAUGUUUAAGUCAUCAAUUUGAAAGAAUAAAAGCACACUGAAUAAACAUAAUAAGAUCACUAAGAAAUCUAUAAAAAACAGAUGAAUACUAAUAACAACAAUAGGCAUUCAUUACAUAUGAAAUAAUAAAUUAGAGAUUUAACAAGUAUAUAUAUGUCAAAUUAAAAAUAGAACAUAUGGUUAUAGAUAAUUUUGAUGCAAAUGAAUUUAGAAAGAAAAUAUAAUAAUAAGCUGAAAAUUUAGAAAAAGAAAUGAAAUAAUGUGAUAGAUCAUUUCAGAUAAAAAAAGUAUCUGAAAAAUCAAUCGAUAAUAGCAAUUAUAUGAAUUAAACUGUUAAACCAACAACAGCACCUUAAGGUUAGAGAAGACCUUAAUAUAUUAUAAAUAAAAAAAUGAUAGACUUAAACAUCACUUUGCCAUAAUUCAAAAGAUAAUUGACUCCAGUGGAGCACAAAAGGCCUUCUAAAGUUAGAAAUGUAUCUAUAGCCUGA